UCAAAAUGGUUGACAGAUUGUAGAAUGAGAACAAUUAGUGGUAUUUUUUGUGUACCUGCUUAAUUUGUUUUGUAAUAACAUUAUCAUUUUAUUUGAGAAAAUAAUAAGUGAAGAUCUGGUAUCUUUGUGUUGAUAAUAUUAAAUGGUUGGAAGUUAUUAAGAAUUGAUCAUCAUUUAUUUCUAUGAACUCAAAAAGCGAAACUGACGAAGCUUCAAGGGGGAGCGAAGCAUCAUCGUCAAAUAAUAAUCCAGCCCCAAGCAACUCAAAGGAACAAUCCGAGGCGGGUUUAUGCGCCGAUACAAGUUCAAACACGACCGACAUCAUGAAGAGAGCCGCCGCAAGACAACUGAUUGAGAGAUAUUUCUACCAGCUUCUAGACGGCUGCGGUAACCCUAAUUGUGACAACCAGUACUGUGCUUCAAGUGGAGAGGCAAGAAACUUGACCCCAAAUGAGGCUGCAGCAGAAGCAAUAAAACUAUUUUACAAGGAGGCUCGCCUCUGUGACACUUUACCAAAUAAAGUACCCAGAACUGAAGCCAGCACAUGUGACACUAGUGCUAGCGCACCAUGUUCAACGUCAAAUACAAAGGACAAAAACAAUAGGGAUAAGAAAGGUGAUCCAUCAUGUAGUUCUUCACCGAAUGACAACAAGACGGACAAGCCUGAAACUAGUCAUAAUAUAUCUCGGGAGGAGUAUAAAAAUCUAAGUCAUAAUAACGGGGCUCCGUUAACCGAGGAUCGUAUAUAUGAACUGUGUGACGAGUGUCUCCAGACUAAAAAACCUCAAGCGCUCAUAAGAGCCCUCGGCGAAGCCUUCACCCAGCCGGCAAUUUUAUCCAGAUGUUUUCAGAAAAAGGUCUCCAAAUGUGAUGUUAGCGAAGGGAAGAAAAAGUUAGAUAAGGAAUUGAAGGCGAUGUGUUCUUCGAGUGACCCCGACAAGGAUGUGGACUGUGUCACCGGCCCGGGGCUGGAUGUGGGUUCAUGUCAGAGAGCCUUUCAGUAUCUUGCCAAAGUGCCAUCAGAAUAUUAUAGUUCUGCGUUAGUGAUAGCGUUGAAGACGUUGGCUGAGAACAUGGAAAUAGAUUUACGAAUAACAAAGAAAAUGAGUUUGGACGACGUGGUCACCUGCUUCGUGAUAGCCUUCGAGGUUCCGGAUCUCAGAUGUAGCGAUUAUUUGGAGAUUGCCCUGCCGGCUCUGUGCCACGCGGCCGAACAUUUGCCAGUUAAAGCUCAAGCGAAACUAGCUCGUACCUGGGCCCAGCACUGUAAGGACAGUUUACGUCACAUCUUGGAAACCUUGCAGCAGCUGAUCACAUUGAGGGUGAUCUGUACCAACUACUCGAGGAAUUUCCAGGUGCAGGACGACGAAACGGUUACCAUGGCAACUAAACUGAUGAAGAUAGUGUACUUCGCAAAUAUGUUAGCUGGAGUGAUGGAAGCGAAUACGUUAAGGGAGGAACCCAUAGUGAUCGCCAGUCAAUUGGACCCGCUAGGAGACGCCUUAGAUCAUUUGUACCCCCUCUCAUCGAUCAAGAACUCCAAACAGGCGCAGCAAGAUGACCCUCUAGCUAUUGAAUUAGAUGUAAACGUACUAGACUCUAGGAAACCAUAUUUGCCAUUCGAAGAGUUUUAUAACGAACCCCUUAGUGAUAACAUAGAAAUGGAUAUAGAUCUAGCUAAUUGUAAAACUGAAAUAGGUAAUGGUAGAAAGUUCUCGUUCCUGAAGUACCCGUUCAUACUGACGGCGGCCACCAAGUCGCUCGGCCUCUACUACGAGAACCGUAUCCGCAUGUACUCGGAACGGCGCGUGUCUCUCCUCCACGCGGUAGUAGGGGCCGCACCUCCCAUGCCCUUCUUGAGGCUGAAAGUACGACGCUCGCACAUCAUAGAUGACGCGCUUGUUGAGUUAGAGAUGAUAGCAAUGGAACGAGCGUUGGAUCUCAAAAAGCAGCUGGUGGUGGAGUUCGAGGGCGAGCAGGGCGUGGACGAGGGCGGAGUCAGCAAGGAGUUCUUCCAACUGGUCGUGGAACAGAUCUUCAACCCCGACUACGGCAUGUUCACACACAGGCAGGACUCGCAUACUGUCUGGUUCAACCCUACGUCGUUCGAGACGGAGGCCCAGUUCACGUUAAUCGGUAUCGUGCUGGGGCUAGCCAUAUAUAAUAAUAUAAUAUUAGCGGUCAACUUCCCCAUGGUGGUGUACAGGAAACUCAUGGGAAAGAAAGGUUCCUUCGAAGAUCUCGCUGAUUGGAAUUCUACUUUAUACAACGGUUUAAAAGACAUGCUGGACUACACCGGAAGUGAUUUAGAGGAGGUAUACUACCAGACGUUCAGGAUAUGCUACACCGAUGUGUUCGGCAACAAUAUAUUCCAUGAUCUCAAAGAAAACGGCGACAAUAUUUUCGUCACGCAGGACAAUAAACAGGAAUUUGUGGAUCUGUACUCGGAUUUCCUCCUCAACAAGUCCGUGGAGAGCCAGUUCCGCGCGUUCCGUCGCGGGUUCGUGAUGGUGACGGACGAGAGUCAGCUCGGAGCGCUCUUCAGGCCCGAGGAGGUGGAGACGCUCGUCUGCGGCAGUAAGAACUUCGAUUUCAACGAGCUGGAGAAGUCUACGGAGUACGACGGCGGUUAUACGGCUGAGUCACAGAUCAUCAAAGACUUCUGGAGCAUCGUGCACGGUCUGACGCUCGAGGACAAGCGCAAGCUGCUGCAGUUCACGACCGGCUCGGACAGGGUGCCCGUGGGCGGACUGAGCCACCUGAAACUGGUCAUCGCCAGAAACGGCCCCGACUCGGACCGCCUCCCCACCGCGCACACCUGCUUCAACGUGCUCCUGCUGCCCGAGUACAGCACGCGGCACAAGCUGCAGGACAGGCUCAUGAAGGCCAUCAGCUACUCCAAGGGCUUCGGCAUGCUGUAACCCGGCGGCUCGGCGUACAGCCACUGUUUGGCGGAUUUGUAACAAAUGAAUAAAGUUUUGUUUUAUUUA
Molecule: messenger RNA, 2990 nt
Organism: Danaus plexippus (monarch butterfly)
Lineage: Eukaryota; Metazoa; Arthropoda; Insecta; Lepidoptera; Nymphalidae
Gene: Ube3a
Product: ubiquitin-protein ligase E3A
Exons: 16
Coding region: 183-2921 (912 amino acids)
Biological process (GO): protein polyubiquitination
Molecular function (GO): ubiquitin protein ligase activity
Source: RefSeq, a predicted model, not a curated record